Seriola dumerili (greater amberjack) is the source of this 897-nucleotide messenger RNA. RefSeq names its product cocaine- and amphetamine-regulated transcript protein-like (gene cart3). Bases 8 to 388 code for a protein of 126 amino acids. The transcript is spliced from 3 exons. NCBI's taxonomy places the organism in Eukaryota, Metazoa, Chordata, Actinopteri, Carangiformes, Carangidae. Gene Ontology annotation, molecular function: neuropeptide hormone activity. Gene Ontology annotation, biological process: cellular response to starvation; negative regulation of appetite; G protein-coupled receptor signaling pathway. The record is from RefSeq and is a predicted model, not a curated record.
GGGCCACAUGCUGCCGCACAUCAGGACCAUGCAGAGCUCCAGGCUGCCCAGCGGGGCGCUCCUCUGCGCACUGCUGCUGCUCUCCGGCGCCGCUGGAGCCGAAGUGUUGGACGGCGAGUCCGAGGAGGAGCUGAGCCCCAGAGCCCUGCGGGACUUCUACCCCAAAGGUCCGAACCUGACCAGCGAGAAGCAGCUGCUUGGAGCUCUCCAAGAAGUUCUGGAAAAGCUGCAGGCUAAACGACUGCCUAUGUGGGAGAAGAAAUUUGGCCAAGUCCCCACGUGUGAUGUCGGGGAGCAGUGCGCAGUGAGAAAAGGCGCUCGGAUCGGGAAGAUGUGCGACUGUCCCCGGGGAGCUUUCUGUAACUUUUUCCUGCUGAAGUGCUUAUGAUCUGAUCUGAACCAUCUGAAUGUUGCAGUGAGAUGGAGGGUCGGAAAAACUGUCUCUCCAUUGCUUUGUAAUUACUGUCAUAUUUUUUUAUGAUGCAGCCGAGGAGCAGGUGGGGUGACUGCCCCACCCUUACGAAAUAAACUAUAGUAGUUCUAUGAUAAGAAUAUAUUUUAAAAGUAUAUUAUCAAAGAAAAACUAUAAGGAUAUUGUGGUGAUGGACAGGAGAUGAGGAAACCAUCAAGACCAAUAAAGUUACUGUAAAUAUUCAGAGCCACUUUAUGUCUGUAGGAGAACCACAGGAUCAUUGUUGUGAUGUAGUAGGAGCUAAGAAAUAACCCAUAAUGCACAGUAAACUCACCUGAGGACCACAUACACACUGUAAAGUCUUAACAGCAAUAUUAUGGGAAAAUCAUCGUGAUUCUUCGUCAGGACAAAUCCAAACUGUGUUUUGAACUUGAGCUAUUUAGUUUCAGAUGAAUGUUUUGUGUAUGACAAUAACAGUAAUAAAG